AUGUUGCAUAACGCAUCACCGGUCGGAUACCAAGCUAUGAGUUACACCUGCGAUAAUAGAGUGCCCAUCAAACAGGAGACAGACCAGGACUGCUUCGACGACGAGGAGAGGUUCUACGGAUACGCUCCCAUCGAGGUUAAGAGGGAUGCAGAAAUGACGUUUUCACCGUCAUCACCCACACAUUUAAUGGAUCUGAGCAACGGUUCAGAAAGACCCCCGCAGAUUUUACAAUCCUGGCAAGGCAACAUUGUGUUCGAGGGGGACGACCGUGAAUACCAACAGACGCAAUUCCAUCCAUACGAUCAAAUGUGCAUCGCAGAUCCGCGACAUAAACAAUUCACGCGGAACUUCUACUUCGACGAUUCGAAUUCUCAAGACAGAAGUGUAAAUUUCUACGAAAAUAGUGAAGUUCAACAAUCUGGGGACAACACGUACCGCGCAUCAACGGAAGAAAGAAGCGAUGAAAACGAUGAUCAAAGGAGAUCAAGAAAACGAUCAUGUAAAUCCUCCCGACGAAAAACACAAUCGUUCGAAGAAGUGCAGAUACAAAGAGUUAUGGCAAAUGUUAGGGAGCGUCAACGCACUCAAAGCUUGAACGAGGCGUUUGCUAGCUUAAGACAAAUCAUUCCAUCCCUGCCCAGUGAUAAACUAUCUAAAAUACAAACUUUACAAUUAGCGACGCAGUACAUAGAAUUUUUGUAUCAGAUAUUAUCCAAUAGCGACUCUUCUUCGAACAGUGAAGUCAGCGACGCCAACACUGAACACGGCAAAUAUUUAGCACAGGAUAAACUAAGUUAUGCAUUUUCUGUGUGGCGUAUGGAGGGAGAAUUUACAAAUGGACAAACGUGA
Danaus chrysippus (African queen) is the source of this 849-nucleotide messenger RNA. Lineage: Eukaryota; Metazoa; Arthropoda; Insecta; Lepidoptera; Nymphalidae. The record is from the annotation of a GenBank genome assembly.